This is a messenger RNA of Cladophialophora psammophila CBS 110553, 3768 nucleotides long. RefSeq lists its product as uncharacterized. The transcript is spliced from 7 exons. The record is from RefSeq and is a predicted model, not a curated record. Gene Ontology annotation, cellular component: membrane. Bases 1 to 3768 code for a protein of 1255 amino acids. Gene Ontology annotation, molecular function: ATP hydrolysis activity; ATP binding; ABC-type transporter activity. Lineage: Eukaryota; Fungi; Ascomycota; Eurotiomycetes; Chaetothyriales; Herpotrichiellaceae. Gene Ontology annotation, biological process: transmembrane transport.
AUGGCCGAAAAAUCUGGACAUGGCGUUGAGAUACAGAAUGACAGUAUACAGCGUGACAUUCUGAGCUCCCAACUAAGUAUGCCGACCGUUAAGGUGUCAUACUGGACUCUGUUUCGCUAUGCAUCCAGACAAGAGCUUUCCAUUCUAGGCCUGGCUGCUUCCUGUGCUGCUGUCUCUGGAGCUGUGACACCUCUCAUGACUCUCGUGCUUGGAUCCUUGGCUGGACAAUUCACUGGCUUUCAAGAUGGAUCAACGGCAGUAUCAGAGUUCAAUCAGCGGCUUUCCAGACUCGCUCUUUAUUUCGUUUAUCUGGGCAUUGGAUCCUUCGUUACCGUCUUCAUUUCUAUCCAAGGCUUCUCCUUUGCUGGGGAAGCAAUUACGCAAAGAACUUGUGAAGCAUACCUCCAAUCUAUCAUGCGACAAAACAUUGCUUUCUUUGACAAGGUCGGGGCUGGGGAGGUGGUCAGUCGUAUAACCGGCGACAUGAACAUGAUCCAGGACGGAAUAUCUCAGAAAUUGGGCCUCACGGUAGCAGGAGUAACAACCUUUUUCGCAGCCCUCGCCGUGGGCUUUGUUAGGUCCUGGAAGUUAACACUCAUCAUGCUAUCCGUGACCGUUUUGAUCAUCCUCAUUAUGGGAGGUGCCGGAAAGGGAAUGAAGAAAUAUCAGAUACAAGCAAAUGACGCUUAUGCUGUCGGGGCCACCGUUGCCGAGGAAGCCUUUACUUCUAUUCGAAGCACGACUGCCUUUGGUACGCAGCCAUGGCUGGCCAAACAGUUCGGCAUGCAUCUGGACAACGUCAGGCGUUUCGAUUUCAAGAGUAAGGCCUUUUUGGCAUUCAUGAUCGCCGCGAUGAUGGCCAUCCUGAGUUUUCAGUACGGUCUAGCCUUUUGGGAAGGAUCGCGGUUGCUACACGACGGCAGCAUUUCCGUCUCGAAGAUCAUCACGGUCAUUUUCUCCUCCAUGCUGGCUGGAGUCUCCAUCGGACAUGUAGCCCCACACUUCGGUGCCUUUGCAACGGCGACUGCUGCAGGUCAAAAGAUAUUUCACGUCAUUGACCGGAAGUCACCCCUGGAUCCGAUGUCAGGGACAGGCAAGAGGCCGGCAAGUGUGGAUGGCGAGAUCUUCUUUCGGAAUGUGCGACACGUUUACCCGUCACGCCCAGACAAGGUAGUCCUCAAUGACUUGACUCUUGUUGUUCCUUCUGGCAAAGUCACCGCUGUCGUGGGCGUGUCGGGGUCCGGCAAGUCUACUCUGGUAGGACUGUUGGAGCGGUUCUACCAACCUGUCGGGGGCGAGAUCAGUCUCGAUGGAUGGCCCCUGCAGGAACUGAACCUGCAUUGGCUUCGGGGACAGAUUGCCAUCGUCAGCCAAGAGCCUGUCCUUUUCAACACCACGGUAUACGAGAACAUUCGCUUCGGACUGUUGGGGACGAACCUUGAGGAUGCACCUAAAGAGAAAGUUGCUGGUCUGAUUGAAGAGGCCGCCAGAAUAGCAAAUGCGUUCGACUUUAUCUCAAACUUGCCAGGUGGGUUCCAGGCUCGUGUUGGGGAACGCGGAAUGCUCCUUUCUGGUGGUCAGAGACAACGAAUUGCAAUUGCACGGGCGGUGGUGUCGAAUCCGAAAAUCCUUCUUCUGGAUGAGUCUACUGCGUCGUUGGACCCGCAGGCCGAGCGCAUUGUGAGAGUCGCACUCGACGCUGCUUCUAAAAAUCGAACCACUCUCGUGAUCGCCCAUCGACUUUCGACCAUCAAGCAUGCCGACAACAUAGCGGUUCUCAAUGCGGGGAUACUCGUCGAGCAAGGCACUCAUGACGAGCUUGUGCGGAAUCGAGGGGUCUACCACUCGCUGGUGGAGGCUCAACAAAUCGAAUCAAAUUACCCAUCUGAAGGAAUCGAUUUCCAAGACGGAGGCAUUCUGGGUACCGAGAACGCAAAAGAAUCAGACUUAAUGUCGACUCAAAUCUCAGCGGACGGGACAUCUCCACAAGACAAGGAUCAGCCACAUUACAGUCUCUGGGAGCUCAUUAAGUUCAUAUGGUCCCUCAAUCAACAUGAACAAUUAUGGAUGGCACUUGGACUUACUGUCUCGAUGGGCUCGGGUACCGGGUACUCCAUAGUCGCCAUCUUCUACGGAAAUUCAAUCAUCUCGCUGGUAAACCCCACUGCCAGCACUGGCGGUCACGAUAUCAAUUUCUGGUGUGCGAUGUUCCUCAUGUUGGGACUGGCCCUAUUUCUCCUAUACAUGGUCCAGGGCAUGACCUUUGCCUGGACAUCUUCUCGACUGAUCCGUCACACCAGAGACUUGACCUUCCGCGCAAUACUUCGUCAAGACAUGACUUUCUUCGACAUGAAGGGAAAUGGGUCCGGGGCACUAUCGUCCAUGCUUUCCACGGAGGCCGCCAUGAUAGCUGGAAUGAGCGGAGCGACGCUUGCCGCUCUCCUCAACUUCAUUGUGUCAAUCAUUUCAGCGAUUGCAGUAGCUUGUUCUUUUGGCUGGAAACUCGCUCUUGUUUGCACCUCGACGAUGCCGCUUCUUCUGGCUUGUGGGUUCCUCCGAACUUGGGUCAUGGCUGAUUUGGAGAAACGAACAAGACGCCAGACCGAAGCAGCUGGAUUCGCUUGUGAAGCUGCAUCCGCCAUCCGUACAGUGGCGUCGCUAAGGAUGGAACGAGAUGUCUGCUCCCGGUACAGCCAGAUGUUGAGGCAGCAGACAAAGCAAGAUUUUCGGUCAUUGCUUUUAUCUUCCAUGCUUUACGCUACGUCGCAGUCCCUCAUAUUCUUUGCGAGCGGCCUUGCCUUCUGGUAUGGAGGCACCUUGAUUGCGAGUGGAGAGUACACAGUGAAACAAUUCUUCGUGUGCUUCGUUGCCGUCAUCUGGGGUUCUCAAGCGGCUGGGGCUAUAUUUUCGUAUGCCGGGGACAUAAGCAACGCGCGCGCAGCGGCCGCUCGAGUGAAGUCUCUCCUCAGUCAAACGCCGAGUAUGGAUUCGUGGUCAGUCACAGGCAAGGAUAUACAGGUGGGUCUCAAGGGCCGCAUUGAACUCCGCAACGUGUCCUUCUCCUACCCUACGCGUCCAGGUCGACUUGUUCUCAAGAAUGUCACCCUCACGGCCGAGCCGGGACAGUUCAUCGCGCUCGUGGGAGGAAGUGGCAGCGGCAAGAGCACAGUCGUCUCGUUGCUAGAGAGGUUCUACGAUGUCGUGUCUGGAGGGAUCUACGUGGACGGUAACGACAUCUCGACAUACCAGGUCCAGAACUACCGGAGCCAGCUGGCGCUCGUGAGUCAGGAAACGACACUACACAUGGGAACCAUCAAAGACAAUAUCCUCGCCGACAAGGAGGAUGCGUCCGAGGCUGAGAUUAUUCAGGCUUGCAAGGACGCCAACAUCUACGACUACAUCCUCUCUCUUCCAGAUGGAUUGAACACCUCAGUUGGCACCAAAGGCAGUCUGCUCUCCGGUGGGCAACGUCAACGCAUUGCCAUAGCGAAAGCCUUACUGCGAAAUCCCAAAAUCCUGCUCCUGGACGAGGCCUCAUCUGCGCUUGAUUCAGCCUCGGAGGCGGCCAUACAGGCGGCUCUUGACCGCGCCGCAAAAGGCCGCACGACAAUUGCCGUCGCACAUCGAUUGAGCACGAUCCAGCACGCGGACGCGAUCUAUGUGUUUGAGCGGGGGACCGUGGUGGAGCGUGGAAACCACGCAGAGUUGAUGUCCAAGGGUGGGAGGUAUGCUGAGCUGGUGCGCUUGCAGGAGAUUAGUCUAGGGUGA